AUGACGAUGAGGAGGAAGAGGAUGGACCGCGUGCUUCGUCGUCAAGGAGCCAACCUGAAAUGCGGGAGGUGUCCAAAGACACGACUCGUGUGGUUCAUCGACUACCUCGGGAAGGGAAAACAAAUGGACGUAAAACGUCACGCGUCAAUCUGCGUUCACCCGGUCUCGCUUCUCACCGUUUUGCACGAAAUGCGCGGCAUGAUCAAUACGCCAGUAGUAGUGAAGAUGAGGGCAACAAGGGAACAAAGCGUAUUGCUUCGAGUCCCUUGACGCCGCGUCCUGCUCGUAGACAACCAGCACAUCCGGACGAUGAAGAAGAAGGACUAUCAGGAUCAGACAGAUCCCUUACACCCGUACCUUCCCCCUCUCCUGCUCGGAUACGCCGAAAACGCUCUGCCUUCACGAUGCCUGGUGCCCUGUAUGACCGAACCUCAUCACUCGAACCUACACCCGAACCAGACUUUGAAAGAACGCGAGUUGUCAGAUUUGCAUCUGAGGUGUCCGUCUCGCCUUCUCGAAGGUUAUCGGAAACUCCACGCCCAGCGCAUCAAAUUGAAGAAAUGGAAGCGGGUCCAUCUUCUGGCCGUCGGCAAAGUUCAAACCCUGAACAACGUGCACAAGACUUGUUCCCUGCUGAAGAAUCUUCAGAGAAUGAAGAAGGACCGUCAUCUUCGCCUACGAAGCGACCUUCUCGUGGCAUGGGCAGGUUUGUACAAGAAGCAGUUCGUCAAAGAUCUGCAGACAAGAACCCGGACGUUUCACUGUUACUUCCUCAAUCUCCCGCUCCUGCAACUUGGUCGUCUCCCAACAAGGGAAAAGGCAAGGCGCCUGUCCUUCCCGAAGCCGAAGUAAUUAAUGUAGAUGAUUCCGAGGAAGAGUCAAGUUCGGAGGAUGAACACAAUCGUUCCUCCCGAGCUGAUAUAUCCGUCACGACAAGGGUGAAGGGAAAGGAACGGGAGCUUCACACUGCGAGACGACAAGAAAGGGAAUCUCGAUCACUCGCGAAUGACGAUGAAAGAACGCGGGAUAAAGAGAGGAUCCGGAUCCUAGAAGAGGAACUCAGGAAACUCCGGGAAGAGCUGGCAAGGAGACCUGUUGUUACUCAAUCCAAUAUCGCUCCACCACCGCCACCGCCUCCCCCACCUCCAGUCUUUUCACGUCCGCAAACGAUGAAUCAACAAGAACAAACGUUCGCUGAUGUUCGUGCUUCUCUUCGACACGCCGGGACACCUGUCGAGAAACCAAUUAACCCAGCUGCAUAUGGUGGACCUUCCGUUCGAAAGGGCCAACCAACGAUCGUCGGAGCUGACAUGAUGGCUGCGUUCUUAACUGAAAUGAAAACACAUAGGCUGCGGAAAAUCGGAAAUGCUGAUGAAACGUCUACGAUGCCGUCGUCCUCGUCGCGUUCGCAG
Fomitiporia mediterranea MF3/22 is the source of this 1412-nucleotide messenger RNA. RefSeq lists its product as uncharacterized. NCBI's taxonomy places the organism in Eukaryota, Fungi, Basidiomycota, Agaricomycetes, Hymenochaetales, Hymenochaetaceae. The record is from RefSeq and is a predicted model, not a curated record. The transcript is spliced from 3 exons. The annotation marks the transcript as partial.